GAACUUUCUCCCCUUAUAAAACGCCAAAACUUAAAACCAAAACUUAGCUGCCUUUUAGUGUCAAAUCUCUUUCCGUUUACCAACUUCUCAUUUGAUAGUAAGAGCCAGAAAGAAAGAAUAAUGGGAUCUCUCUUCUCUGCCCUUGCCGGAGACUCAGCCGCCGCUGCCGAAGACAACUCGGCCGAUCACUCUGGAGUCACUACUUUCCACUCACCUGAGCGAUGGCAGCUCCACUUCAAUUCCGUCAAAGAUUCAUCGCAGCUAAUGGUGAUAGAUUUUGCCGCUUCUUGGUGCGGGCCUUGUAAGCUAAUGGAACCAGAAGUCAAAGGCAUGGCUGUUAAGUUUACAGAUGUGCAGUUCGUGAAGAUUGAUGUGGAUGAAUUGUCUGAUGUGGCUCAGGAAUUUGGAGUACAGGCUAUGCCAACAUUUGUGUUGGUGAAGAAAGGGAAGGAAGUGGAUAGGAUUGUUGGAGCUAGAAAAGAUGAGCUCCAAAGGAAGAUUGAGAAGCAUAGAGCUCUUGUUGCUGCUACUUGAAGUUUUCUCCUUGUAAAAACUUUGACUAUUACUCUUUUCCCUUGUGUUUAGUUAAACUGCUAAUGUGUUGAUAAACAAUGUUUUUACCAAUGUUGAUUGUUGAAUAAUUGUGCACAUCAUUGAAAUUGGAAUUGUUAUGUUCUUGUGGAUAAAAUUAUGGGUUUCUUUUGUGAA
Jatropha curcas is the source of this 708-nucleotide messenger RNA. RefSeq names its product thioredoxin 2 (gene TRX2). NCBI's taxonomy places the organism in Eukaryota, Viridiplantae, Streptophyta, Magnoliopsida, Malpighiales, Euphorbiaceae. The record is from RefSeq and is a predicted model, not a curated record.